AUGGGUUACUUAUAUAUGUAUUAUAAAUAUAUAUCUUACAUAAAUAUUCAUUCGGGUUCAUUUUCUAUAUUACUAAUAUUUAUUAUUAAAUGUAAUUUAUUGGACGCUUGGAUAAUUUUUAAAAUGAAUUUUAUUAUUGCUUUAUUAUCUUCAUUACUUGUUGUCCACGGGAUUCCGGCGAACAAAAGAGAUGACAUUCCACAUGACUCUAGAAUAUUUAUCCGAGAAGUAGAAGACAGAUCUGGUGACUCAGAAAAACUGCACAGAAAUCCGACAGACCUUCCAGUAGUUUCUACUCCAACAACUGUUACUAUUACAACGGAGCAGGAGAAUCUCGUGAUGCCGAAAACCGUUAAAGCCUUCGAAGCUAAUGACAUGGAAAAGUCUGUUGUUCAUCCUACAGACCAAGAUGAUAAUGACAACCGCACUGACAACACUAAUAAUUACCGCAAAGUGCCUGUUGAAGAUGAGACCUUUGGAGGCGAUUUCGAGCAGCAUUCCGAUCCGAAAAUUUCUAGGGAAAAAUUAAACACCAGGCCAGAGAAAGAUAAUUCACCUCUGAAGAAUAUUAAAGGCACGACGGACUUACCGGUUGAAGAAAAAGUUACUUCAAACAUUGUUAGUUCGACUUACGCUGAGACAAAUCAAGUAAGCGUCGGUGUAUUUAAUUCAACAAAAGCUCCAAUAAAUUUCCUGGUUGGCUCUAAUGAACCACUGACUCUUGAAAGUCGGCAAGAAAUAGUCGAAAGAAGUGAAAAUUUAAUAGCGCGCAUUAAGAAUGGAGAAAUACCUGACAGAAGCAUGCCUUCAGGUUUAAUUGCACUUGUCAGCGCAGUUGGAGUUGCAACAAUCACUGUGAUGGCAUAUAUAUCGACAUGGGAAUCGAGAGCUUCUUGUCAAUGACUUCGAUGGAAAUGACAUCAGUAAUUUUGAGCUAUGA
Messenger RNA from Cotesia congregata, 940 nucleotides. The record is from the annotation of a GenBank genome assembly. Lineage: Eukaryota; Metazoa; Arthropoda; Insecta; Hymenoptera; Braconidae.